Messenger RNA from Phascolarctos cinereus (koala), 7902 nucleotides. The record is from RefSeq and is a predicted model, not a curated record. NCBI's taxonomy places the organism in Eukaryota, Metazoa, Chordata, Mammalia, Diprotodontia, Phascolarctidae.
UUUGUUUGUGCAACCAUGUUCAGAAACCCUUGGAUUUCCAGCUUUGUGGAAGCUCUUGAAUACUCUGAGGAGCAAGAUUUCAACAAGAAAAAGCCAAACCUCUUCCGGCUACCACAUCAAAGAAGAGUGUCAAGUUUUCAGAGAGAAUUUUCACUUGAAGAAAAGGAACAGCUUGCCAACCGUAGAAGGGAUAUUGAUGCUACUCUUUUAACUGUACUUCCCAAAGUUGCAGAAUUAAGAAAACUCUUUGAGCCAAAGAGAAAAGAAGUUUUAGAAAUGAAGAGAAAAGAACGCAUUGCCAGACGCUUGGAAGGAAUUGAAAAUGAUUCACAGCCCCUACUUUUGCAGAGCUGUACCGGAUUAGUUACCCACCGAUUACUAGAAGAAGACACUCCCAGAUACACGCGAGCCACAGACCCUUACAGCCCUCAUAUUGGUCGAUCCAAUGAAGAGGAGGAAACUUCAGACUCUUCUGUAGAGAAACAGCCUCGAUCCCAAUAUUGCAUAGAAACUACAGCCCUCAAUACAGAGUCCUCCUAUAGCCCAGUGACCAUGGACACCCAGGGACUGGACUCCAAAGCUGAAAGAAUAGCCAGAUAUAAGGCUGAAAGGAGGAGACAGCUUGCUGAGAAAUAUGGGCUAACCCUAGAUUCAGAUGCAGACUCUGAAUAUCUAUCACGUUACACUAAGACCAGGAAGGAUCAUGAUGUCGAGAGGAGGGGAGGCAAAAGUGAGAAACAGAAGGAGGAGAGCAAAGACUUGACUUAUCAUUAUUCUAGAAUUGAGACUGUGGAGCCCAGGAGCACCACUGCUGAAUCCAAGGACUAUGCCUUUCAUGGGAAUGAUGGUGUUCUUGAUAAGGAGGCGCUAUUGAAUGUGGAAAAUCACAGAAGAGCACAAGAAUUGAGUGCCAUUGGCCAUAUUGGCGAUUUGCCACCUACAGCUGAUAGUUCUCCCUCCUUUUCAUUUUCUGGACGAGAAUCCUCAUUCAGUGAUGUGCCAAGGUCUCCCAAGCAGAUCCGCAGGGUAUCCCUUUCUUCACCUAAGCAGCCAGCAUCACCGAGUCAUUCACUUACUGACUCACCAUUACAUGGUGAUUCCAGACCAAGCCCAGGGAAACCCAAACAUGAGUGGUUUCUCCAGAAAGAUUCCGAAGGAGACACACCUUCACUUAUCAACUGGCCUUCCAGAGUAAAAGUUAGAGAGAAAUUGGUGAAAGAGGAAAGUGCUCGAAGCAGCCCUGAAUGUACCUCAGAUUCUUUACCUCAGAGGAAGCACCAGCCAGCCUCAGUCCAUUGCAUGUCUCUGCAGUCAGAAACGUCUGCUUUUGACAGGGUGACCAGCAAGCCAGUCACUUCCACCCGCCAGCCAAUCCAUGGCUACAUUCAGCCGGCUGGUCAUGCUUACACUGCUAAGCUGGUAGCCUCUGAAAAACUAGAGAGUUUCUCUGGUAGCAGCCAGGUGGAACCAUCCGCUCCUGACAUAACAAAAUGUCCCAUGCCCAGUGCUACAGAAGAGGAAGGAAGAGAUGGGAACGUUGAGCUUCAUAUCUAUGAAUCUGACACCAAAGAAGACACCUUUAGAACAGAAGCACUUGGGAAAAGCAGGAAAACCUACCUUGAGGCUCCCGAGCUGGUGAAGAAUGGCGAAGACUCUUCUGGAAGUAGCAAGCAAAGGAGGCCAACCAUUAGCUCAGCUAUCCCAAGCAAGCAGAGAACCAAUGCCUCAGAACCUUGGCAGAACCUUGAGAGCCAAACCCAACCAUCCGAAGCCCAGUGCCAUCCCCCUGAGCAAAUUGGAAGGAGCGAAACGGUCAUGUAUAUACAAAAUCGACCUGCUUCCGAGGCCGCUCCACCCAAACGCCACAAGCAGGACGUCUCCACAAUGAAGCACAAACUCCUCACUCGAUCACUCUCUGAUCACACUGGUGACCCCAAACCAGAAAUCUUUAAAUGCAUGGAAACUGUUUCAAAGAAAGAGCCACAGUUUCAGCAUGCAAGAGAUGAGGCACAACCUGGAGAAGUUGGCACAGUGGACACAAAAGUCUCUGUUGCCCAGCUCCGAAAUGCCUUUCUGGAGUCUGCCAAUGCCAACAAGAAAUCUGAACUUCAAUCACGGGUUGAGCGGUCAACCACAGGGAUUGAUUUACCUACCAAAAUGGAACGGGAGAGAGGGUCCCGGAAGCCGAGACGGUAUUUUUCUCCUGGCGAAAGUAGAAAAACUUCUGAGAGAUUUAGAACUCAACCCAUAACUUCAGCAGAACGAAAGGAGAUGGAUAGAUCUACUUCAAAUUCAGAAAUGCCAACUGCUGAGGAUGAAGAAAAAGUGGAUGAACGCGCCAAGCUGAGUGUUGCUGCCAAAAGGCUUCUUUUCAGGGAAAUGGAAAAAUCAUUUGAUGAAAAAAAUAUUCCAAAGCCACGUUCCAGAAAUGCAGCCGUGGAGCGACGCCUGCGCCGUUUGCAGGACAGAUCUCACACACAGCCCAUCACCACUGAGGAAGUGGUCAUUGCAGCGACGGAAUCUAUCCCUGCUUCACAUUCUGUGACGAGCCACACUGUCAUGGCAAGAAUUCCUAAUCCCACUGUAGUUAAAAGUCCUGUACAACCUACCAGUUUGCAGGCAUCGGCACACCAAAAGGCACUAGCUAGAGAACAGGCAAAUGAGGCCAAAGAUUCUGCUGAACAAGGUGAACCUGAUUCCUCCACUCUGAGCUUAGCAGAGAAGCUGGCCUUGUUUAACAAAUUGUCUCAGCCAGUCUCAAAAGCGAUCUCUACCCGAAACAGAGUGGACACUAGGCAGAGGAGGAUGAAUUCUCGUUACCAAACUCAACCAGUCACACUUGGAGAAGUGGAACAGGUUCAGAGUGGAAAACUCACUCCUUUCUCCCCUACUAUUAACACAUCUGUGUCUACUGUGGCAUCGACAGUUGCUCCAAUGUAUGCAGGGGAUCUACGAGCUAAGCCAUCGGCGGAAGAAAAUGCAGGUGCUGCUGACUUCGGAUUCCAUUCAAUGAUGGAAAAUGCAGACGCUCCAGUGAAGAGCAUCCUAAAGUCACAAAUGUGGCAACCUUUGGGGGAGGUUAUCGGAAGUAGUCGAGGAUGGAGGGAAUUCGGGGAGACGGAAACUGAAAGAGUCCUAGCUCAAGAUGAGAGUGAGAUGAAGAACAGGUUCUUUGAGGAAGAAGGGAGUUCCUGCCUCUUCCCAAAUAAAAGUGGGGAAAGGGACAACCAAAGAAAAUCUGCUCCGAGGAAAGGUAGCGUGGAGCACACUGACCCCCUAGAGCUGCGGGGGGUUUUGGUCUCCAAAAGCACUGGACAGGGCAAACAGAACCUGAAGGAAAUGCAGUCCUUGGAGGAGAAGAUGGAUUUGGAGAAUGGCACAAAAAGCAGGUUCAUGCUAAGAGAGCCUGCUGAGCCCACGUCCGAACUCCUUGGCAUGACAGCUACGAAAACUGUUUCUCAGACCGCAGUCCUGGGCUCCAGUAGACGAGAGUUUUUGGAACAAUCAGAGGAAAGACUCUCCAGGAAUCCAUGUAGGAUGUUUGCUGGUGGAGAGAGCAAAGUGUCAGAGGAGGCCCUUGAUGCAUCUAGCAAAACAAUGUCGAUCAAGGAAAGGUUGGCACUACUGAAAAAGAGUGGAGAAGAAGACUGGAAAAUCCGACUUAGCAAGAAGCAGGACUAUAGCAAAGUGUGUGUCACCGAGCGGAGCACCCGGCUGCAGGAGUCUGAGCAGUCGUUCAAGAAGAAGGAAGAAGGAGGAUUUACAGAUGAUAAUGCCAUUUCUAAUCUGCUUUGGGAACCUGUAUAUGCUUCUACUUACUCUCCUGCUAUGCCUGCUGUCCAUAAAUACCAGUCUUUUGUACCCAUUAAUCAGCAGAGGAUGGCAGAAAGUCAGGAAAGCCAAAUGACAAUUGAAGAGAGGAAACAUCUUAUUACUGUAAGAGAAGAGGCCUGGAAGACCAGAGGAAAAGGAGCAGCCAAUGAUUCUACCCAAUUUACUGUUGCUGGCAGGAUGGUAAAGAAAGGUUUGGCAUCACCCACGGCCAUAACGCCAAUAAGCUCCCCCUUCAGCAAUAGAACAAAGGGAACCACACCAAUCUCCAAGCCCCUUGAAGAUAUAGAAGCCAAACCCGAUAUGCAGUUAGAAUCUGACCUGAAGUUAGAUAGGCUGGAAUCAUUUCUAGGGAGGCUGAAUAACAAAGUUGGUGGUAUGCAAGAAACCAUUCUCACUGUUACUGGAAAAACUGUGAAAGAGGUGAUGAAACUGGAUGACUAUGAGACCUUUUCCAAAUUUUACCGCAGCGUGGAUUCACCUGUGCCUCUAGGAAGAGUGGAGCUAAACGAGGACUUUGAUGCCAUCUUUGAUCCUUAUGCUCCCAAGCUGACUUCUUCUGUAGCAGAGCACAAACGCGCUGUUAGGCCUAUGCGCAGAGUUCAGUCUUCAAGAAAUCCUUUGAAAAUGUUGGCAGCAAGAGAAGAUAUUCUUCAAGAAUAUACUGAACAGAGAUUAAAUGUUGCUUUCAUGGAGUCAAAGCGGAUGAAAGUUGAAAAAAUGUCUGCCAACUCGAAUUUCUCAGAAGUCGCCCUGGCCGGAUUAGCUAGUAAAGAAAAUUUCAGCAGUGUCAAUCUACGGAGUGUCAACCUAACAGAACAAAACUCCAACAACAGUGCUGUGCCUUACAAAAAACUGAUGUUGCUACAAAUUAAAGGAAGAAGAAAUGUGCAGACGAGAUUAGUGGAGCCACGAGCUUCAUCACUGAAUGGUGGCGAUUGCUUUCUGCUGUUAACUCCCCACUACUGCUUCCUGUGGGUAGGAGAGUUUGCAAAUGUCAUUGAGAAAGCUAAGGCAUCAGAGCUUGCAACUCUAAUUCAGACGAGGAGAGAACUCGGCUGUAGAGCUACUUAUAUUCAGACCAUAGAAGAAGGAAUAAAUACGCAUACCCAUGCAGCAAAAGACUUCUGGAAACUCCUGGGUGGCCAGACGAGUUACCAAUCUGCCGGAAAUCCAGAAGAAGAUGAAUUGUAUGAAACUGCCAUCACAGAAACUAAUUGUGUUUAUCGCUUAGUAGAAGAUAAACUUGUUCCUGAUGACUACUACUGGGGCAAAAUACCAAAAUGUUCCCUUCUGCAGCCAAGAGAGGUCUUAGUGUUUGAUUUUGGCAGCGAAGUUUAUGUAUGGCAUGGGAAGGAAGUCACAUUAGCACAGAGAAAAAUAGCCUUCCAAUUGGCAAAACACUUGUGGAAUGGGACCUUCGACUAUGCCAAUUGUGACAUAAAUCCUUUAGACCCUGGAGAGUGCAAUCCUCGUAUACCCAGAAAAGGACAGGGGCGACCUGAUUGGGCAAUAUUUGGAAGACUCACUGAGCACAAUGAGACUAUUCUCUUCAAAGAAAAAUUUCUUGACUGGACUGAAAUGAAGAAGCCUUAUGAAAAGAACUCCAGUGAGCUCACCCCACAGAAGGAAGACUCUAGGUCUGAGGUUAAAGCCUACGAUGUAAUGCUGAUGGUGCCAGUGCCCCAAGUGACUGUUGGCACCAUCUUGGAUGGAGUCAAUGUUGGCCGUGGCUAUGGACUUAUCGAAGGGGAUGACCGGAGGCAAUUUGAGAUUGCCAGUGUUUCUGUGGAUGUUUGGCACAUCUUGGAAUUUGACUACAGUAGGCUCCCCAAACAGAGCAUUGGCCAGUUCCAUGAGGGAGACACGUAUGUUGUGAAAUGGAAGUACAUGGUGAGCACUGCAGUGGGGAGUCGGCAGAAGGGUGAGCACCCGGUCAGGACAGCCGGCAAGGAGAAGUGUGUCUACUUUUUCUGGCAGGGCAGACAUUCGACCGUGAGUGAGAAAGGCACGUCGGCGCUGAUGACUGUGGAGCUGGAUGAAGAGAGGGGGGCCCAGGUUCAAGUGCUUCAGGGAAAGGAGCCGCCAUGUUUUCUGCAAUGCUUCCAAGGAGGAAUGGUUGUACACGCAGGGAAGCGAGAAGAAGAAGAAGAAAAUGCACAAAGUGACUGGAGAUUGUACUGUGUCCGAGGAGAAGUUCCCAUUGAAGGGAAUUUACUUGAAGUUGCCUGUCACUGUAGCAGCCUGAGAUCCAGGACUUCCAUGAUUGUUCUCAGUGUCAAUAAAGCCCUCAUGUACCUUUGGCAUGGGUGCAAAGCACAGGCCCACACGAAGGAUGUCGGGAGGAAUGCCGCACAUAAAAUCAAAGAGCAAUGUCCACUGGAAGCGGGAUUGCAUAGUAGCAGCAAGGUGACAAUACAUGAGUGUGAUGAAGGGUCAGAGCCGUUGGGAUUCUGGGAUGCAUUAGGAAGGAAAGAUCGGAAGGCAUACGACUGCAUGCUGCAAGAUCCUGGAAAGUUUAAUUUCACGCCCCGCCUGUUCAUCCUCAGUAGUUCAUCUGGAGAUUUCUCAGCCACCGAAUUCAUGUAUCCUGCCCGAGAUCCUUCUGUGGUCAAUUCCAUGCCCUUCUUACAAGAAGACCUGUACAGUGCCCCGCAACCAGCACUUUUCCUUGUUGACAACCACCAUGAAGUGUACCUCUGGCAAGGGUGGUGGCCGAUGGAGAACAAGAUAACAGGCUCGGCCAGGAUUCGCUGGGCCAAUGACCGAAAGUGUGCGAUGGAGACGGUGCUUCGGUACUGCAAAGGAAAAAAUGUCAAGAAACCCCCCAAGUCCUACCUUCUUCAUGCUGGUUUAGAACCUCUGACCUUCACCAAUAUGUUUCCCAGUUGGGAACAUAGAGAAGACAUUGCUGAAAUCACAGAAAUGGAUGCCGAAGUUUCUAAUCAGAUAAUCCUCGUGGAAGAUGUGUUAGCCAAGCUUUGUAAAACCGUUUAUCCACUAGCUGAUCUCUUAGCCAGGCCCCUCCCUGAAGGAGUUGAUCCUCUGAAGCUUGAAAUUUACCUUACAGAUGAAGACUUUGAAGUUGCACUAGACAUGACCAGAGAAGAAUAUAGCAUGCUACCAUCUUGGAAACAGGUGAACCUUAAGAAAGCGAAAGGUCUUUUCUAAGCAUCGACGCUGCCAGUGGAAGAUGAGGCCGGAGAAAUCUCUGUUGUCACUUCAUGUACCAUUGGGCCAAGAAGAUGGACAUCUAUUUGGACUGGUCUUCAAAUUUUUAAAAUCAAAUUAGAAGCGAUUUGAAGUUAUUAGAUACUGCCCUGAGCUGGAGUUGUGUAAUUUUGUAAAUGUGUAAGAGAACUCGUUGGAAACUUUCUCCCCCCCUUACUCAGAGGGUACUUCCUGUUUGUAAACUUGGCUCUCCUGUGCACUUGAAGCAGUAGCCCCUCACAGCUGCUGCUGAGCCCUCCUCUGGCUCCCUCCGGCCUCUGCCUAUUCAUUUUUGAAGACGCUCUUUGUAAAGUGUUAUUUUGUUAGCUUGAGGUUUAUUAAAAAAAAAUUAUAUUUAUAUAAACACCAUAUAGUUCAAGUAUGUAUUUAACAAAGCAAUAUGUAUUCACUUAAAAAAAAUUUUUUUUUGGUGUCAAAACAAUACCAAGAAGUAGAUGGAGUUGCUUCUACUGAAUUAUCUAUCCCACCAGUAUAUGUAUGUUAUAUACAUUCUGAAACGUUUCCUUUGGCAAUGGGCAAGGAGCUGUUCUAAGGACCGCUGCCCGGGCUAAAAGGAACAAAACCUUUGUACUUAUGGCUGGGGACUCUUGAGAAACUCUGCCACCUUCAUACCUUAACAUCCAAAACAAACAAUAAAUGUAUAGUGCCUUGUUUUGUGUACAGUUUAUAUACAGAAAAGUUUGGGUCAGCCUUUUUGAAGAUGGUUUGGAACAGUAUCUACAAUUUUACUUUACAAUGAUAGAAGUUAAAAAAAAAUCUCAAUUUAUAAUACUUGUAAACACAUCUUUUUGUGAUAUAAGACUCCAAAGUAAGAGCUUCAAAAUAAAACUUUGGCAAUGA